Messenger RNA from Monopterus albus (swamp eel), 1531 nucleotides. Its product is annotated as germ cell-specific gene 1-like protein. NCBI's taxonomy places the organism in Eukaryota, Metazoa, Chordata, Actinopteri, Synbranchiformes, Synbranchidae. Gene Ontology annotation, cellular component: plasma membrane. The record is from RefSeq and is a predicted model, not a curated record.
GACCAGAGGUAGGCCUGAGAUCCUGGACUAAUCACUCCUCCAGGAGCUCAAUCCCUCCCGAGAGGUGGAGGAACAGGUUGAAGAACGGGACCUGACCUGAGAGCGGGACUGAUUAAGGAUCAGAUUUAGAUAUCUGUCUAUUUUGGAGCCAUUGUUGAAGUCAAGCUGAAGCACCCUCCUCUGGUCUUCAUCCUUCUAAGUUCUCCCAGGCUUGUAUUAGAGUGGAGAGGCAGCCAUGCUGGAGAAGAUGUCCAGACGUAAUCGCUCCCUGCUGUCCCUGUCCCUCACCUCACUGGCCCUCUCCCUGUCUGUCUUGGCUUUCUGCACCUCCUACUGGUGUGUGGGAACACACAAGGUGGUGAAGCCGCUCUGCCUGUCACCUGUAAAGAUGAAGAACUGCGCGAAGAACAACAGCCUAGACUUUGCCAUAGACUUCCCCACCCUGGACCCCAAGAGCUCGGCUUUCAACGUGACCCUGUCUCCGCUGCAGAGAGAAGAGCUGGCCAUUUUACAGAGGAAGCAGCUGGCCAACGCCGUCCACUACAUCUGGGAGACGGGCGAGGACAAGUACAUGCUGCGUUACUUCCAUACUGGUUUCUGGCUCUCCUGUGAGAAGCACAAUGAAGGUGAUGAUCAGGAAGAAAAAUGCCGCAGCUUCAUUGAGCUGACACCAGGAGAGACCCAAGGAGUCCUCUGGCUGUCCAUCAUCAGUGAGUUCCUGUACAUUGGUCUGCUGGCCACAGGUUUCCUGCUGCUGUAUCUGGAAGGGAUUUGCCACUCCAGGGAGAUGAAUGCCCUCAAGAUCAAUGCCUUUGCUGCCAUGUGCACAGUCCUCUCAGGUUUGAUGGGGAUGGUAGCUCAUAUGAUGUAUACCACAGUGUUUCAGAUGACUGUGAGCAUUGGGCCCAAAGACUGGAGGCCGCAGUCCUGGGACUAUGGAUGGUCCUUCGCCAUGGCAUGGCUGUCGUUCAGCUGCUGUAUGGCGGCUGCUGUGGCCACACUAAACUCCUACACCAAGACCAUCGUUGAGCUGAAGCACCGAGCCCGGGUGAAGCUGGAGGAGACUCGAGCUGCUGUUCAUGCCCCUUCCUAUGAGGAGGUCGUUCGAGCUGGUGGCAGUGGAGUUUACUCUGUCAGUCAGCUGAUUCAGCUCGGCCAGCAGGGAGUGCUCAUGGUCCCACUGUGGCCCAGAGGAGUGAGACCUCUGACAUGCAGUGUGGGCGGAGGGUUGCUUGUUGGUGGAGGAGGAAUUGAAGGGAUGGGAGCUGCUGAAGUUGGGAUGGGAAUGGGAGGAAAUGGAAUGGGGGGGGUUGGUGUAGGAGUAGGAGGAGGAGUCAGGGGAAUGGGUGGGGGAGCACUGGGAGCAAUGGGAGGUUUAGGAGGAGCUGGAGUAUAUGGAGGAAGGCAAGUGGAAUCUCAUGAUGUGGUGGUAAUGGAGGGAUGUGGCACUGAAGGAUGUGAAGACUGUGAAAGGGAGGUGGAUGAGAUAGAUUACACUUUGCAGCAGGAGAGAGAGGACUCACUUUGUUAA